UGUUGUUGAGGCUGAGGGCUGACUUGGGUUCUGAGAGACUCCCUGUCCCGGACCGCAGUGUUAAAAGGACCUGAACAGUCUACUCUAACCUCUUGCUGUGAACCAGCAGAGCUUUUGAACAGGUUUCUUCACAUAUAGAAUUCUUUGUAAAAAUACGGAGAAGAAUGGCAGCAGAAACUCAGACACUGAACUUUGGGCCUGAAUGGCUCCGAGCUCUGUCCAGUGGUGGGAGUAUCACAUCCCCUCCUCUUUCUCCAGCACUGCCGAAGUAUAAAUUAGCUGAUUAUCGCUAUGGCAGAGAAGAAAUGUUAGCACUUUUCCUUAAAGACAACAAGAUACCUUCAGAUCUUCUGGAUAAAGAAUUUCUACCUAUCCUGCAGGAGGAGCCCCUGCCACCAUUGGCUCUAGUACCCUUUACAGAAGAAGAGCAGAGAAACUUUUCCAUGUCUGUAAAUAGUGCUGCUGUCCUGCGAUUGACAGGACGAGGAGGAGGCGGCACCGUGGUGGGGGCUCCUCGAGGGCGAAGUUCUUCAAGAGGCCGAGGUAGAGGUAGAGGUGAAUGUGGUUUCUACCAAAGAAGUUUUGAUGAAGUAGAGGGUGUGUUUGGUCGAGGAGGUGGCAGAGAAAUGCAUAGAUCACAGAGCUGGGAGGAAAGGGGUGAUAGACGUUUUGAAAAACCAGGGCGAAAAGAUAUAGUGAGACCAAAUUUUGAGGAAAGUGGACCAACAUCAGUGGGGAGAAAGCAUGAAUUUAUACGGUCAGAAAGUGAAAAUUGGAGAAUUUUUAGAGAGGAACAAAAUGGAGAAGAUGAAGAUGGAGGCUGGAGAUUAGCUGGAUCAAGAAGGGAUGGAGAGCGGUGGCGGCCCCACAGCCCUGAUGGCCCUCGCUCUUCAGGCUGGCGGGAGCACAUGGAACGCCGUCGGAGGUUUGAGUUUGAUUUUCGAGAUCGAGAUGAUGAGCGGGGUUAUCGAAGGGUGCGCUCUGGCAGUGGGAGUAUGGAUGAUGACAGGGAUAGCUUACCGGAAUGGUGCUUAGAGGAUGCUGAAGAAGAAAUGGGUACAUUUGAUUCAUCUGGAGCAUUCCUUUCUCUAAAAAAAGUACAGAAAGAGCCUAUUCCUGAAGAGCAGGAGAUGGAUUUCCGGCCUGUGGAGGAAGGGGAGGAGUGCUCUGAUUCUGAGGGUAGCCAUAAUGAAGAGGCCAAAGAACCUGAUAAGACAAAUAAGAAAGAUGGAGAGAAAACAGACAGAGUAGCAGUUGAAGCCAGUGAGGAAACACCCCAAACUUCAUCUGCUAGACCAGGGUCUCCUUCAGACCAUAAGCCUCAGGAAGCACCACAGUGUGAGAGGAAAGAUGAACCAAAAACGGAACAGAUAGAAAAAGCUGAAGAGGAGAGUCGGACAGAAAACAGUUUACCAGCCAAAGUGCCCAGCAGAGGGGAUGAAAUGGUUCCUGAUGUCCAGCAGCCCCUGACACAGCUCCCUUCAGACACAGCUUCUCCUCUUCUCAUCCUUCCACCUCCUGUUUCCACUCCUAGUCCUGCCCUGCAGCCAGUUGAGCAACCUGUUGUUGGCGCUCCUGGUAUGGGCAGUGUUUCUACAGAGCCAGAUGAUGAAGAGGGUCUCAAACACUUGGAACAGCAAGCUGAGAAGAUGGUGGCUUAUCUCCAAGACAGUGCACUAGACGAUGAGAGACUAGCAUCAAAACUGCAAGAACAUAGAGCUAAAGGAGUGUCAAUUCCAUUGAUGCAUGAAGCAAUGCAGAAAUGGUAUUAUAAAGAUCCUCAGGGAGAAAUUCAAGGUCCCUUCAAUAAUCAGGAGAUGGCAGAAUGGUUUCAGGCAGGCUAUUUUACAAUGUCUUUGCUUGUGAAGAGAGCAUGUGAUGAAAGCUUCCAGCCUCUUGGUGACAUAAUGAAAAUGUGGGGAAGGGUUCCUUUCUCCCCAGGUCCAGCUCCCCCUCCUCAUAUGGGGGAAUUGGACCAGGAACGUCUGGCCAGGCAACAGGAACUCAGCACCUUAUACCACAUGCAACACCUUCAGUAUCAGCAGUUCUUAAUACAACAACAGUAUGCACAGGUUUUGAAUCAACAGCAGAAAGCAGCUUUGCCAUCCCAGCAUCAGCAACAGCUAGCUCUUCUUCUCCAGCAAUUCCAGGCCCUGAAGAUGAGAAUAUCUGAUCAGAACCUCAUUCCCUCAGUAACGAGGUCUGUCUCGGUGCCAGAUACUAGCUCUAUAUGGGAGCUUCAGCCAGCUGCUUCACAACCCACAGUUUGGGAAGGCAGUAGUGUAUGGGAUCUUCCCCUGGACACUACAACACCAGGCCCUGCCCUAGAACAGCUUCAGCAGCUGGAGAAGGCCAAAGCUGCAAAGCUAGAGCAGGAGAGAAGAGAGGCAGAAAUGAGGGCAAAACGGGAAGAGGAGGAACGAAAGAGGCAAGAAGAGCUCCGUAGGCAACAGGAAGAAAUGCUUCGGAGGCAGCAGGAGGAAGAGAGGAAACGGCGGGAGGAGGAAGAGCUUGCCCGAAGGAAACAGGAAGAGGCUCUGCGACGCCAAAGAGAGCAAGAACUCGCAUUACGGCGUCAGCGAGAAGAGGAGGAGAGACAGCAGCAAGAAGAAGCUCUUAGAAGACUGGAGGAGAGGAGGAGAGAAGAGGAGGAGAGGCGGAAGCAGGAAGAGUUGUUACGAAAGCAGGAAGAGGAGGCUGCCAAAUGGGCCCGGGAGGAAGAAGAGGCUCAGCGUCGAUUAGAAGAGAACAGGCUGCGGAUGGAAGAGGAAGCAGCCAGACUCCGGCAUGAGGAGGAGGAGCGGAAGAGGAAGGAGCUGGAGCUGCAGCGGCAGAAGGAACUGAUACGCCAGAGGCAGCAGCAGCAAGAGGCCCUCCGGAGAUUGCAGCAGCAGCAGCAGCAGCAACAGUUGGCACAGAUGAAGCUUCCCUCUUCAUCAACAUGGGGCCAACAGUCUAAUACAACGCCAUGUCAGUCCCAAGCCACCCUGUCAUUGGCUGAAAUCCAAAAGUUGGAGGAAGAAAGAGAACGGCAGCUUCGAGAAGAGCAAAGGCGUCAGCAGAGAGAAUUGAUGAAAGCUCUCCAGCAGCAGCAACAGCAGCAACAGCAGAAACUCUCAGGUUGGGGGAAUGUCAGCAAGCCUGCAGGUUCCACAAAGUCUCUUUUGGAGAUCCAGCAGGAAGAGGCCAGGCAGAUGCAGAAGCAGCAGCAGCAGCAGCAGCACCAGCAACCAAACAGAGCCCGGAAUAAUGCACAUUCCAACCUGCAUACCAGCAUUGGAAAUUCUGUUUGGGGCUCUAUAAAUUCUGGUCCUCCUAACCAGUGGGCCUCUGACCUGGUCAGUAGUAUCUGGAGUAAUGCUGACUCUAAAAACUCCAACAUGGGAUUCUGGGAUGAUGCCGUAAAAGAAGUGGGACCUAGGAAUUCAACAAAUAAAAAUAAAAACUCCAGUCUCAGUAAAUCUGUAGGUGUGUCUAACCGGCAGAAUAAGAAAGUAGAAGAAGAAGAAAAGUUGCUGAAGCUCUUUCAGGGAGUAAAUAAAGCCCAAGAUGGAUUUACCCAGUGGUGUGAACAGAUGCUUCAUGCCCUUAAUACGGCAAAUAACUUGGAUGUUCCCACAUUUGUUUCUUUUUUGAAAGAAGUCGAAUCUCCUUAUGAGGUCCAUGAUUAUAUCAGGGCCUAUUUAGGAGACACUUCUGAGGCCAAGGAGUUUGCCAAGCAGUUCCUUGAGCGUCGUGCCAAACAGAAAGCCAACCAGCAGCGUCAGCAGCAGCAGCAGCAGCAGCAGCAGCAACAGCAACAGCAGCAGCAGCAGCAGCAGCAGCAACAACAGGGCUCUGUGUGGGGGAUGAAUCACAGUACACUCCAUUCAGUAUUUCAGACCAAUCAAAGCAACAACCAACAAUCCAACUUUGAGGCUGUGCAAAGCGGCAAGAAGAAGAAAAAGCAGAAGAUGGUUCGAGCAGAUCCCAGUUUACUAGGGUUUUCCGUCAACGCGUCAUCAGAGCGACUCAACAUGGGCGAGAUUGAGACUCUGGAUGACUACUGAGCCCGCUGCUGCCCCACCCUCUCUCUCUGCCCGCCAACCACACGCUCUCCACUUGGACACAUCAUGCACUCGUCAUUUGCUCUCUGUCACUCUGCAACAAAUCACAGAAUCGAUCAUCUCAGGCUUUUUCUCCUAGCCCUUUGUGUCCAAGAUUCUUUAAAUCAAUUUUGUUGGUGAGCCCCUCAGACUGUACGUAGUGGGCCAAACCCUGUGUCUCAGGGUGGCAGCUGGGAUUUGCUCCCCAACAAGGCUGAUGUUGGCAGCACAUGGUCGCUGUGCCGUGGUUUCAUCUGCUGUCUCCAGAAAGUGUGUUGGGAUCUGCUAAUAGCAGCUUACUUUCCCUUACCACUUUUUUUCCUUCUGUUUUGUUUUUUCUUCUUCUUUUCUCCCCCUGUAAGGGCAGGAGGUCUAAUGGUGCAAUCAUGAAGAGAGUCAAUGGUAACUGACAGUGGCCAGCAACACAGUGUCCCAUGGACUGUGACUUGGGUAUCAGCAGAGACAGUCCAAGCUCUCCAUCUGGUUGUAUUGCCACUGCUAACUUCGGGAUUGCAUCAAAGAGACCCCCAGUGGAGGGGGGUGGAGGGUGGAUUGGUUUUGGUGGUGCACAUCCGUCGCCUGCUCUUUCUGAACACCCUUUCGGAGAAAGGAUUCAUGUUUUCUUCAUUAGAUAGUGACUUGCAAACAAGCUGACUUCUCCCCUGGCGUGCUCCAACCUUACGGGACAAAAGAAACCCUGUGGCCUGGGAGAGAGACUUAUUCUUAAUUUUUCUUUCUUAUAAAAACUGAUUUUUUUUCCCAUAAAUAUUUUUACUUCAGAGGACUAGGACCAGUUUGUUUUGGGCCCUUCUGUGAAAAUUUGUCUCGUUUAAGAGACAGCUAGGAUCUUUACCAUAUGUAUGAAUUUGUAUAAUUUCAUUUUGGAUAGGGAUAAACUUUUGCUUCCGAUAAAAGCCCGGAAUUUCAUCUGGUUCCUCAGA
Messenger RNA from Dipodomys spectabilis (banner-tailed kangaroo rat), 5026 nucleotides. It is a transcript of the gene Gigyf2, whose product is annotated as GRB10 interacting GYF protein 2. The transcript is spliced from 29 exons. Gene Ontology annotation, molecular function: protein binding. Gene Ontology annotation, biological process: insulin-like growth factor receptor signaling pathway. Gene Ontology annotation, cellular component: perikaryon; membrane; vesicle. Lineage: Eukaryota; Metazoa; Chordata; Mammalia; Rodentia; Heteromyidae. The coding region runs from base 165 to 4049 and encodes 1294 amino acids. The record is from RefSeq and is a predicted model, not a curated record.